Oryctolagus cuniculus (rabbit) is the source of this 2260-nucleotide messenger RNA. It is a transcript of the gene CCDC60, whose product is annotated as coiled-coil domain containing 60. The record is from RefSeq and is a predicted model, not a curated record. Lineage: Eukaryota; Metazoa; Chordata; Mammalia; Lagomorpha; Leporidae.
GUCCCGUUGCCAGGCAACCGAGCGGGCCGGUCCUUAGGGUCAGCGCGGUUAGCGCUGGUCGCCGAGGGCAGCAAGCCCCGCGCUGGGCCUCCCGCAGUCCCGGGGGCCGUGAGAGCGUGGGGACUUUGCCAGCGGAGUUUUAUUUUUAUAGUUGAGAUUUUAUUUUCAUUAUUGGGAGAGGGAGAGCGCCCCCUGGCGAAGGGGAGUGUAACUUUCUAAGAAGUUCCUGGUUCUGGGCCCUUCGGAGGCUGCGUAGCUGGGACUUGGUGACCUGGGGAGACUGCUGGGCCGCCUCUCGACGUGGAAGGUUCUGCAAAAACCCCUCCCUUGGCGCAGGCUAGAGCCUGAAGGAUUCCCAAGAUGACCAAGGUUUCGGCCGUUAAGAAGACGCAGGCUUCCCCCCACGUGGGCGCCGUGUGGCCCCUCUGCACCUCCGAACACCUGAUGCAGGUUCCAGACAAGCCCAUGAGGAACAUCAGGUACAUAGACAAGGAAAUAAAGAACCUCAAGAAAGACCUCCUGCGAAGCCGUUUCCUGAUCCAGGCCGUGAAGAUAGGCCGUGGGUAUUUUACCAUCCUGAGGGAGGAGACGGCCAUGAAGAAGAGGCAGCAGCAGCUUCAGAGACUGCAAGAGGAAGAAAGAAACAAGUUCCAGCCCGCCAAAAAAGUCUCAGAAAUCCUCUACGGGGACUCCCUGUUGGUCACCCACGAAGAGAAGUUUAAGAAACUGGGGACCGGAGCUAUACUUCGCCCAUUCACCCCCGUCCAUAGCUGCAUCCUCUCCUCCUGGCUGCCAGAGGCUCACAUUGAGCCCCUCUUCCGCCAGCUCUGUGCCCUGCACUGGCUACUGGAGGCCCUGACCAUCGACCACACCCACCACACCAUGAAGCCGCUGAUCACCUGCUGGAACCCAAAGGACCCGGGUGGAAGCAAGAGCACCGUAAAAAAAAUCAAUAAGGACAAGUACAUGGGACAGAGGUGGGAUCACUUCAUCACAGCUCCAAAGACGAAGAAAUUCAAAAUCCCUUGCACGCGCACCACCUGCCGCAAGCCCAGCCGACGGGGCUCCAUGGUCAGUCUGUCCAGGAUCAGCGGGGGGUCCUCCCCGCAGAGCAGCAUGGUCUCCAUUAACCCCAGCUCCGACGAGCCCCAGAGCAUGCUCACCCAGGUGACCAGCAGCAAGGACAUCGAGGACAACGAGUCGUCUUCAACCAAGCUGGAUGAGGAAGUUCUUCACAUCAAUCUGCAGAAGCUCCUAGAGAUAGUUCGGGAGCAUGCCCGGCGGACGAUCCUGAUGGAAAACGGGCUGCAGAAGAAAGCACCCAGCAUCCUGUCAGUGUUAAAACCCAACAAGAGCGAUUCUGCCCUCAAGGAUGGACAGACCACCCACAAGUCAAGUGAACGGUCUGGCAGCACGAGUGCAGAGAGCCACACGCUGCUAGUCCAGAAGAAGUCCAAGAGCCGGGCCACCCAUGACCUCAUCCACUGCAAGAUGGGGGUGUGUAACAGCAUGAGGGCCAAGUUUUACAGUGUGGCCCAGGAGGCUGGCUUCUGCCUUCAGGACAAGAUGGAGAUCUUCUUAAAGCGCCAAGAAGAGAGAGGUCUCCAGAAGUUCGAUUCUUUUGUGCUCGUCUCAAACUUUCAAAAGGAUCUGGCGAAAAUGAGACAUCAAGUAGCGGUCAUAAAGGGGGACGCAGAGGAAAUCGCAGACCACUGGUACUUUGACCUCCUGUCUAAGCUCCCCGAGGACCUGAAGAACUUCCUCCCCGCCAAGAAGGUCCUGCUGAAACUGCAGAAGUUUGGGGAGAACUUGGACCUGAGGAUUCGGCCCCACAUCCUCUUGAAGGUGCUGCAGGAGCUGAGAGUCUGGGAGCUGUGCUCCCCCGACAUUGCCGUGGCCAUCGAGUUUGUACGGGAACACAUCAUCCAUAUGCCUCAAGAGGAUUACAUCAGCUGGCUCCAGGGCCGGCUCAGCACGCCCAUCAGGCCCCACAGCACCCUGGCGUAGCCUGAGCCUGGGUCCACCAGCUGUCCCCGAGGGGAGAGGGCCAAUCGACACCAUGUCCCUGCCUCCACCUGCCCCCACGACGUGUCCAUCACGAUGCAGAAGGAGCACCUGGAAGUUGGAUCCUGCCUUGCCUCCCCCACCACACCCCUGUUCUUCCUGUGGGCCAGGCCUGACGCCAAAUCCCUUCUCAGGAUCCCUCCACCCUGGUCCUCCCUCUCAGAUUCUGAAUAAAGUCGAGCCGAGUUUGAUAUCA